AUGGCGUCGCAAGAAUACAUGGACAAGAUGCAGCUCCGCCAGAACUACCGAAAUCUCUGGCACACCGAUCUCAUGGGCACCAUUCAACAAGAUGCCCCUUAUUGCUGCUUGGCUUUUUGGUGUGGACCAUGUGUAUCCUAUAUGCUCCGGAAACGAGCGCUAUAUAAUGACAUGUCAAGGUAUACAUGUUGCGCUGGUUAUAUGCCAUGCAGUGGUAGGUGUGGAGAACGUAAAUGUCCUGAGCUUUGCCUUUUCACUGAGGUUUUCCUCUGCUUUGGAAACUCGGUGGCUUCAACCCGAUUUUUGUUGCAAGAUGAAUUCAAUAUUCAAACAACAAAAUGUGACAAUUGCAUUAUCGGUUUCAUGUUUUGCCUGCAACAAAUUGCCUGCAUAUUUUCCAUAGUUGCAAUGAUUGUUGGGAGUGGUGAGAUUCAAGAUGCAGCACAGUUACUGAACUGUUUGGCCGAUAUGGUUUAUUGCACGGUCUGUGCUUGUAUGCAGACACAACAUAAGAUCGAAAUGGACAAACGAGAUGGCAAGUUCGGUCCGCAACCAAUGGCAAUACCCCCUGUUCAGCAGAUGUCUCGCCUUGAUCAAGCAAUUCCUCCUGCAGUUGGAUAUCCACCACCAGCAUAUGGACAGCCUUAUCCACCACCUCAAGGGUACCCCCCAUCUGCAUAUCCUCCUGCUCAGUACCCUCCUCCUGGUUACCCACCUUCUGGUUAUUCCAGGUGAUCCAAAAUGGGUUUUGGUGCAAUUUGUCACAUCCAAAAUGGGUGCGCCACGAACACAUCAUAUGGCCUUAAUGGAAUGAUUUGACAUAAGACUUUUAUUAGGUUUAAAAUGGGUGUCGUAUUCUCGUCAACCUCAUUAGUAAUCUGUUUGAAUAAUUAUUUAGUAAAUAAUAAACUAUUCUUAUAUUUAAGA
Hibiscus syriacus is the source of this 927-nucleotide messenger RNA. RefSeq lists its product as uncharacterized. The transcript has 8 exons. The record is from RefSeq and is a predicted model, not a curated record. Bases 1 to 735 code for a protein of 244 amino acids. Lineage: Eukaryota; Viridiplantae; Streptophyta; Magnoliopsida; Malvales; Malvaceae.